Lampris incognitus (smalleye Pacific opah) is the source of this 3430-nucleotide messenger RNA. It is a transcript of the gene atp1a2a, whose product is annotated as ATPase Na+/K+ transporting subunit alpha 2a. The coding region runs from base 61 to 3093 and encodes 1010 amino acids. Gene Ontology annotation, biological process: intracellular potassium ion homeostasis; sodium ion export across plasma membrane; proton transmembrane transport. Gene Ontology annotation, cellular component: membrane. The record is from RefSeq and is a predicted model, not a curated record. Gene Ontology annotation, molecular function: ATP binding; P-type sodium:potassium-exchanging transporter activity; ATP hydrolysis activity. The transcript has 24 exons. NCBI's taxonomy places the organism in Eukaryota, Metazoa, Chordata, Actinopteri, Lampriformes, Lampridae.
CAGGGGGGCCCUGAGCUCUGUCCUUCACAUUUCAACCUGCCCGGCGUUUGAGCAUCAAGCAUGGGGAGAGGGUGUGGUGCUGAGACUGGAGGGAAGAGGAAGAAGAAGGACAGGGAUUUGGAUGAGCUGAAGAAGGAGGUGGCCUUGGAUGACCACAAGAUAUCUCUGGAUGAGCUCGGCAGACGCUAUGGAGUAGACCUUGCUCGGGGUCUGACAAGUGCCAGAGCUGUGGAGAUACUGGCCAGGGAUGGUCCCAAUGCACUGACCCCACCCCCAACCACCCCGGAGUGGGUCAAGUUCUGCCGUCAGCUGUUUGGUGGCUUCUCCAUCCUGCUCUGGAUAGGAGCCAUCCUCUGCUUCCUGGCCUACAGCAUCCAGGUGGCCACCGAGGACGAGCCAGCAAAUGACAAUUUGUACCUGGGUGUGGUGCUGUCGGCGGUGGUGAUCAUCACUGGGUGUUUCUCAUAUUACCAAGAGGCCAAGAGUUCCCGUAUUAUGGACUCCUUCAAAAACAUGGUUCCACAGCAAGCAUUGGUGAUCCGAGAGGGAGAGAAGAUGCAGAUCAAUGCUGAGUUUGUGGUGCAGGGAGAUCUGGUAGAGAUCAAAGGGGGAGACCGCAUCCCAGCUGACCUACGGGUGAUCUCUUCCAGUGGCUGUAAGGUGGACAAUUCUUCUCUGACGGGGGAGUCAGAGCCCCAAACCCGCUCACCGGAGUUCACCCAUGAGAAUCCCCUGGAGACCAGAAACAUCUGCUUCUUUUCCACCAACUGUGUUGAGGGUACGGCUCAUGGCAUCGUCAUAGCAACGGGGGACAACACGGUGAUGGGUCGCAUUGCCACCUUGGCCUCUGGGCUGGAGGUGGGCCAGACGCCCAUCAAUAUGGAGAUUGAGCACUUCAUCCAUAUCAUCACUGGCGUGGCCGUUUUUCUGGGCGUGUCCUUCUUCAUCCUGUCACUAAUCCUCGGCUACACCUGGCUGGAGGCUGUCAUCUUCCUCAUCGGUAUCAUUGUAGCCAAUGUGCCAGAGGGGCUGCUAGCUACCGUCACUGUGUGUCUGACCCUGACUGCCAAGCGGAUGGCGAAGAAGAACUGCUUGGUGAAGAACCUGGAGGCUGUGGAGACCCUGGGCUCCACCUCCACCAUCUGCUCUGACAAGACUGGCACCCUGACCCAGAACCGCAUGACAGUGGCCCACAUGUGGUUUGACAACCAGAUCCAUGAGGCGGACACCACUGAGGAUCAGUCUGGUUCUGGUUUUGAUAAGAGUUCUGCUACUUGGGCUGCUCUGUCUCGCGUGGCAGGACUAUGCAACAGAGCUGAGUUCAAAGCUGGCCAGGAUCACCUUCCUAUCCUCACGAGGGACACAGCAGGGGACGCAUCAGAAUCGGCGCUGCUGAAAUGCAUCGAGCUGUGCUGCGGGAGUGUGCGUGAUCUGAGAGACAGUAACCCCAAAGUAGCAGAGAUCCCCUUCAACUCCACCAAUAAAUACCAGCUCUCUAUCCACAUGAUGGAAGACAAUCCCUACAGUCAUAUUCUUGUCAUGAAGGGAGCUCCUGAGAGAAUCCUGGACCGGUGCAGUUCCAUCAUGAUCCAUGGUCAAGAGGUUCCCCUGGAUGACAACUGGAAAGACGCCUUUCAGAACGCCUACAUGGAGCUGGGAGGACUGGGAGAGAGAGUGCUCGGCUUCUGCCACUUGAACCUUUCCUCCUCCCAGUUCCCCCGAGGCUUCACUUUCGACUGCGACGAAGUCAACUUUCCCAUUGAACAACUCUGCUUCCUAGGCCUCAUCUCCAUGAUUGAUCCGCCGCGCGCUGCCGUGCCCGAUGCAGUGGGCAAAUGCCGCUCUGCCGGAAUCAAGGUGAUCAUGGUGACUGGAGACCACCCAAUCACAGCCAAGGCCAUUGCUAAGGGUGUAGGCAUCAUCUCUGAGGGUAACGAGACUGUAGAGGACAUUGCUGAGAGACUCAACAUCCCCCUGAGCCAAGUAAACCCCAGGGAUGCCAAGGCCUGUGUGGUGCACGGGUCGGACCUGAAGGAUAUGAGUUCGGAGUACCUGGACGACCUGCUGAGGAACCACACUGAGAUUGUGUUUGCACGUACUUCACCUCAACAGAAACUUAUCAUAGUGGAGGGCUGCCAGAGACAGGGGGCAAUCGUGGCAGUGACAGGGGAUGGUGUGAAUGACUCGCCCGCCCUGAAGAAAGCCGACAUCGGGGUUGCCAUGGGAAUCUCUGGCUCCGACGUCUCAAAGCAGGCAGCUGACAUGAUCCUGCUGGACGACAACUUUGCCUCCAUUGUCACCGGAGUGGAGGAGGGUCGUCUGAUCUUCGACAACCUGAAGAAGUCCAUCGCCUACACCCUGACCAGCAACAUCCCAGAGAUCACUCCUUUCCUCCUUUUCAUCAUUGCCAGCGUUCCCCUCCCUCUGGGAACUGUUACCAUCCUGUGUAUCGACCUGGGCACCGACAUGGUUCCAGCCAUCUCUUUGGCUUAUGAGACAGCAGAGAGCGACAUCAUGAAGCGCCAGCCCAGGAACCCUAAGACAGACAAGUUGGUUAAUGAGCGGCUCAUCAGCAUGGCCUAUGGACAGAUAGGGAUGCUCCAGGCCCUGGGUGGCUUCUUCACCUACUUUGUGAUCUUGGCAGAAAAUGGCUUCCUCCCAGGGCACCUGUUGGGCAUCCGCAUCAUGUGGGAUGACCGCAAUGUCAAUGACGUGGAGGACAGCUAUGGACAGCAAUGGACGUAUGAGCAGAGGAAAAUCAUCGAGUUCACCUGCCACACGUCUUUCUUUGUCAGCAUCGUUGUGGUGCAGUGGGCCGACCUCGUCAUCUGCAAAACCAGGAGGAACUCUGUCUUCCAGCAGGGCAUGAAGAACAGGAUCCUGAUCUUCGGACUGUUUGCUGAGACUGCCUUGGCUGCUUUCCUGUCCUAUUGCCCUGGCAUGGACAUUGCCUUGCGCAUGUACCCUCUCAAGAUUCUGUGGUGGUUCUGUGCCUUCCCUUACAGUCUUCUCAUCUUCAUUUAUGAUGAAAUCCGUAAACUCAUCCUGAGAAGAAACCCUGGAGGUUGGGUGGAAGAGGAGACAUAUUAUUAACAUUCAGAAAAUGUCAGUUUGUAUUGUGUUUGUGAGUGCGCAUGUUUGUCUCAGUGUGCUUGUGAGCGUGAACAUGUAAUGUGUGUCUGUAUGUCAGUUGUAAUAUUGCAUGGAUCAAUUCACAAAUCUGAUUAUCGUAAAAUAUACUGCUGAGAAUAAGUUUGUGCUGAAUUUUUUUCCCAGAAAACAUUCGCUGCAAUAGAAUGGCUUUUUACACUUGUGUGCCUCAAAGAAAAUGUUAAACAAGUGAUCUAGCAUCACCUAUUAUGCAAUAAAUAAAUGUACCGUGGUGUUUGCCAAUUGAAUUAUACUGAAUAAAAUGUACUCCGAAAUAUAA